This is a messenger RNA of Pseudocercospora fijiensis CIRAD86, 1268 nucleotides long. RefSeq lists its product as uncharacterized. The transcript has a single exon. The record is from RefSeq and is a predicted model, not a curated record. NCBI's taxonomy places the organism in Eukaryota, Fungi, Ascomycota, Dothideomycetes, Mycosphaerellales, Mycosphaerellaceae. The coding region runs from base 63 to 986 and encodes 307 amino acids.
GACAUCUCUUGCAUUAUUGUUAAGAAGGUAGAUACGGCUUCGCAACUCGCCUCCAUCAAGGCAUGGCCAGAAUCCACGGCCCUGGGCGGCUGUCCUGGCUGAUUGCCCCUUGGAUUGUAUCCGUCCUCGCGCUACUAAUACAUCACCUUGCACAGCCACCAGAAACCCUUCGACCAAAGAUAUUCGUGCUCGGACUCUCGAAAACCGGCACGACGUCUAUCGGCGACGCGCUCGAACGACUUGGGUACAGACGCCUAGGAUGGAGGGAUAUUCGGAGCCGUCACUUGGUUCACAGCUGGGCGAACGGCGAACACGACGCGCUUCGCGGCAUCACACGAUGGUACGACGCCUUCGAAGACUUGCCUUGGCCUUUGAUGUACCAGGAAAUGGCGGAAUUGUAUCCAGACGCGAAAUUUGUUCUCAGUCUGCGGAAAGAUGAGGAGACGUGGUUGCGAAGCAUGAGCAUUCAUGUUGGAAGAGGCCGAUGGCAGCCGUAUACAUAUUUCUAUGGGGCGGACACCUUUCUCGGAAAUGAGGAGAUAAUGCGAGAAUCUUAUCGAAAUCAUUCGCAGAAUGUGCGAAGCUACUUUGCGGACAAAAAGGAUCGUUUCAUGGAAAUGAGCAUCGAUGAUGGAGACGUCAAUUGGGACGUCCUUUGUCAGAUUGCAAUGUGUCCUGGCGGCAAAGCUCCAGCAUUGAGCUUCCCGAGAGCGAAUACAGCAGCUUCGUGGAACAUGGGCUGGUUUCUCGACAAAUGGCAAUUCUGCUGGGGCUGGCUCGUGACGCGCACCGAGGAGCAAGCCAGUCACUUUUACUACGAAAGAAAGGAUCCGGCGAUUCGGUUCGUUCUCAGUGCGUUCUGGAGGCUGUACGAUGUUAUCGAGCGCGCAUACACGGAGCUGUACUUCCGUUCUCUGAGCCAUAUUGUUUUGCCGCCAGUGACGACUAAUGGCCCUCUCAAGGACUCGUACUUCUCCGAAAGCUAGGCCGCUUUUCUGAAUUGCUUAUGGUUGUAUCUGGUUAUACUGGUGUCCGCGGAGAGAAGCGUCGACAUACUGAGAAUCGAUCCGGAUUGGACGGCUCGGGGAAAUGUGCAGAGUGUUGAGAUCACGACAGCAUUUCGCAGCGCACAAAGCAGAUUCCAAGCGACAGCAAGCCUGUUGCAUGUGAGCAUUCGCUAUCGUGGCCAAGUGCUUAGCUUGCCGGGAGCUGUAUGGACAUAGAAGCUUCUUGGCGCAAAAUAUUCCGGUAUGAAUAUUGCAGAGCAC